AAGAUGGCAAGCUUUGGAUUGGUUCUGUUCUCAUGCCUUUUCUCGGUGUUUAUGAUUUGUAGUUUUCGACAUCAUAUUGUCACAACUUCUCUGUGCACGAGAGAUGCCGAUUACACGGAGAGUUCUAACGCCGGUCGCCGCCGCUCCGGUUAUAAUAGCCGUCGUUUGCUUCUACUUUUGGUCAUCAAUCAUCGCGCCGGAUCGCCUAAAGGGCACGAAACACGUCCUACAAGUGGCUAAGACCAUUCCUAUCCCUGGCGUUGGACCAGAGAGCUUAGAAUUCGAUUCACAAGGCGAAGGCCCUUACGUAGGUGUCACCGACGGUCGCAUCCUCAAAUGGCGCGGCGAAGAACUUGGUUGGGUUGAUUUCGCCUACAUGUCUCCUCACAGAGAUAACUGUUCGAGGGAUAAAGUAGUUCCAAGUUGUGGGAGACCAUUGGGACUUAGCUUCCAUAAGAAAACAGGAGAUUUGUACAUAUGUGAUGGUUACUUUGGGGUCAUGAAGGUCGGACCAGAGGGAGGUUUGGCCGAGUUAGUCGUUGAUGAAGCCGAAGGUCAAAAAGUUAUGUUUGCAAACCAAAUGGAUAUAGACGAAGAGGAAGAAGUCUUCUAUUUCAACGAUAGCAGCGACAAAUACCACUUCGAGCAAGUAUUCUACGUGUAUAUGUCCGGGGAUAAGAAGGGAAGAGUGAUAAGAUACGAUAUGAAGAAGAAAGAGGCCAAAGUUAUAAUGGACAAACUCCAUUUACCAAAUGGUUUAGCUCUAAGCAAAGACGGAUCUUUUGUACUCACCUGUGAAAGUGGUACAGAUAUUAUCCAUAGAAUAUGGGUCAAAGGUCCUAAAGCCGGGACCAACGAGAUUUUCGCAAAGAUUCCAGGUCCCAUGGACAAUAUCAGGCGCACGCCUACGGGAGAUUUUUGGGUGGCAUUGCAGUCCAAACACAGUUUGUUCACUCGUGUGUUUCUGAGUCACUCUUUGGUCGGAAAGUUUUUCAUGAAAACGUUGAAGGCCGAGACUGCGAUUUAUCUCAUCAAUGGAGGGAAACCUCAUGGAAUUAUCGUGAAACUCUCUGGAGAGACCGGAGAGAUUCUCGAGAUACUUGAGGACAGUGAAGGGAAGACGAUGAUGUAUGUUAGUGAAGCUUAUGAGAGAGAAGAUGGAAAGUUAUGGAUUGGGUCUGUGUAUUUCCCGGCCGUUUGGGUGCUUGAUACAUCGGUUUACGAUCGCAAAUGAGUAACCAA
This is a messenger RNA of Eutrema salsugineum, 1242 nucleotides long. RefSeq names its product protein STRICTOSIDINE SYNTHASE-LIKE 8. Lineage: Eukaryota; Viridiplantae; Streptophyta; Magnoliopsida; Brassicales; Brassicaceae. The coding region runs from base 104 to 1234 and encodes 376 amino acids. Gene Ontology annotation, molecular function: strictosidine synthase activity. The record is from RefSeq and is a predicted model, not a curated record. Gene Ontology annotation, biological process: biosynthetic process. The transcript is spliced from 4 exons.